CUCAACAUCUCUUGAUAUCAAUCAUCUUUCAACGUCCCAAAGAUGGCCAACCCGUAUCCGAACCGUUAUUCACAGCAUUUCCGGCAGCCAUCUGCCUCGGGGUCAUCUGGUAUGGGAGGAUCUCAACAAUCUCCUGCGUUGUCUGCCCGGAUAAACGAGAAGAAGCAAGAACUUGAGAAUCUACAAGCUCUACGGGAUUUAUCAGCGGGGUUAGCAUCACAGAUGCAACAAUUGGAAGAAAAGCUGGGAACACUAGCAGACGGAACAGAAGCUGUUGCCGCAGUGUUAUCCAAUUGGCACAACGUUCUACGAGCUAUAGCUAUGGCUUCUUCUAAAAUACCCAUACCGAAGGACCCCGCAGCUGACGACAACCCGUUCGCACCUACGAAGAAAACGGAUGAAAACGAAGACCUAGGAAAGGAUGGAAAUGGCGUCCCAAUGCCACAGACACUCGUCAGGAUCCCGGUACUACCACAACCAUCGAAAUGACCUACUGGAUUGGAUUAUAUGAGAUCGCCGCUCUUUUGUGUUGGUCGGAAGCUUAUUCUCGGUUUGAAGGUGUGGUUGAUCGCAUAUGAUUGGAGUUUGGAGUUUUGAUUAAUCGCCCAUAAAGAUCGAGAUAUCCUUGGAUAAAGGGAGUAAUACAUUCCACCUCCUUGACGUUUU
Messenger RNA from Tuber melanosporum (Perigord truffle), 666 nucleotides. RefSeq lists its product as uncharacterized. NCBI's taxonomy places the organism in Eukaryota, Fungi, Ascomycota, Pezizomycetes, Pezizales, Tuberaceae. Gene Ontology annotation, biological process: attachment of spindle microtubules to kinetochore; mitotic cell cycle. The record is from RefSeq and is a predicted model, not a curated record. The coding region runs from base 43 to 489 and encodes 148 amino acids. The transcript is spliced from 3 exons. Gene Ontology annotation, cellular component: mitotic spindle; mitotic spindle pole body; DASH complex.